Messenger RNA from Didymodactylos carnosus, 556 nucleotides. The record is from the annotation of a GenBank genome assembly. Lineage: Eukaryota; Metazoa; Rotifera; Eurotatoria; Philodinida; Philodinidae.
AUGUCCGAUACUGCAAUGCUCCAUCGUCUCCCAGAGACAACAACUCCCAGAUCUAUGAAAUCGGUCCCAACAGAUUCUACAUGGUCGAUUGUACGUAAUUCCUGCUCCUUGUUAAAUUCUUAUCUUAUUGUACACGUAAAGAAAAUGUCAUAUGAAUGGUUGAAUCCUCCCAAAACGUGGCAUGUAGAUGAUAACACAAAAACAAUUACUGUACAAACAGAUGAGAAAACGGAUUUUUGGAGAAAGACACACUAUGGAUUUAUUCGAGACAAUGGUCAUUUCUAUUCAAAGACAAUGACCGGUAAUUUCACGUGUGAAGUGCUCGUCCGCGGUGAAUAUCGUGAUUUAUAUGAUCAAGCCGGUAUAAUGGUUCGAUUAGAUGAAGAAAAUUGGCUUAAAUGUGGUAUCGAAUUUGUCGAUUCGAAACAGUAUGCAAGUGUUGUUGUAACGAGAGACGGUUUUUCCGAUUGGUCAAUUAUCCCAAUGAAGGAUAAUUUAACUGCAUUGUGGUUGCGUGUUAAACGGUCAAAAGAAGCACUUCACAUUGAAUAUGAUG